Messenger RNA from Tripterygium wilfordii, 3633 nucleotides. RefSeq names its product zinc finger CCCH domain-containing protein 41-like. NCBI's taxonomy places the organism in Eukaryota, Viridiplantae, Streptophyta, Magnoliopsida, Celastrales, Celastraceae. Bases 455 to 3274 code for a protein of 939 amino acids. Gene Ontology annotation, molecular function: RNA binding; metal ion binding. The record is from RefSeq and is a predicted model, not a curated record. Gene Ontology annotation, cellular component: nucleus. The transcript is spliced from 5 exons.
UUUCUUUUUUGUGCUCAUCGUUUCUCUCUCCCUCAACAAUCUUCUUUACAGCUUCUAACCCAACAACCAACAUCAGUACGAGUAUCGCCAAAAACCCUCACAAUAUCACGCUCUCUCCAAAAUCUCUUGUAUUCUGCUAGCUCUCACAAAAUCCCUUUUCGAUUUUGCUCCCUAUUACGAUCCUCUGCUCCCGUCGUAGCUAUUCGUUUUCCUCCCGCGAAUGCCCUUUCGUGGCCUCGUUUUUACCUCCUUAGCCAUCAUCACGUCGGAGUGGAAUUAAUCUGUAAUGAAACGGGACCGCGAAAGCUAUGGGCGGCUCAUUUCAAUCUUGAAGAUUGCGUAGCUUCACUGAUUGCUGAACUGUUCUCGAAAACCGAAGUGGCUCAAUUGCCACGUCUGGUGAGAGCUUGGGACUUUUGAUGCCAUAAGUAACCCAGCAGUAUAUAUCAAUCAAAUGGAGCUCAAAGUUUCAUCUGCAAAGUCCAGGGGUCUCACCCCAUCUGACUGUGCCAGUGAUCCUGAGGAAAAGGAAGUCAGUGAUGAGGAGGAUGAUGAUCGUAAUCAUAAGCAUCGUAGACAGGACGCUCGGUCGCAGUAUUUGGAGAGAGAUACUGCAGAAUCAGUUUAUGCAAGGCCGUAUAAGAAGCGUGACCCUAAACUUUUUGAAAAUGGGCAUCCUUUCCGAGAAAAUGAAUCCCAAGCAAGUCAAAGCUGGAGAAACUAUAGCAAUGCUCCGCUAGAGAAAGAUUUUCCUAUGAAGUUUGAAAAAAGGCGUCCUGGCUUAGUGUCAAUGCCACGAGGACCUUUGGAUCUGAAUCAAAGGAUCAGAUUGAACCAAAUAUUUCCUUGUGAUGCUGGUCUAGGAAGGGGAAGGGGAAGAGGAAGGGACCCUGGCUCUUGGAAUCAACAUGAUUCAAGGUUCAGCUCUGUGGAUAUCGCUUCUCAAAUGCUUCAGCAGGGGCCCAUUACUCCUAGCCUUUUUGCAGGGAGAGGGUUGCCAAAUGCAUUUGGAUUAUUGCCAGGGCUGCCAAAUGGUGGCCUGGAUACAUUUCACUCCAUUGGUUUGCAAGGAACUGUCAGAGCACCAUUAAAUUCUUCACUAAAUAUUGGUAUACCUCGCCAUCGAUGUAGGGAUUUUGAGGAGCGUGGAUUUUGUCUGAGAGGAGACAUGUGCCCAAUGGAGCAUGGUGUUAACCACAUUGUCAUUAAAGAUGUUCAGAGCCUUUCGCAGUUUAACCUACCAGUUUCACUUUCAAGUGCUCAACUAGCAGGAGCAGCGGCUGGACCAGGAACUCUAUCUUCUAUUGGUAAUCCUUCAAGUACUUUUAUGAAUAGCAAAGGCCAUGGAAAGGGCACCAAACUUGGAAUGGCUGAUGAUGUCUUGGGCUUGAAUGGUGGAUUUUCUGGUUCUUUUAGUGCUGGUGGAGCAGACUCAUACGAUCCAGACCAACCAUUGUGGAAUAGUAACUACCCCAAAACCUCUACUUCUCUCUUGGUGCCACAUUCACCCAAGAAUGAUGAAAAUGAAUUGUUAUUGAAUGCUGAUGCUUCAGUUCAUCCUCAUGUCAGAUUACAUGAUAUUGCUGAUAGUGAAUGCCCAGAAAGAAGUGCAGCUACUGUCAUUGGUUCAGAGGGUACAAGUUCGUCAGUUUGGGGUAGAAUUGGUAGUUCGAAAGGAGGAUUAGAUAUAAAAGAAAAUUGUAAUUUAACUAUAAGUUCCUCAAAUUAUAUUGAGAAUGAUAGUAAGAAAGAUCAAGAUGUAAUAGCCAAUGUCAAAGGCACUUCUCGUCAUGGAAAGUCAUUUAAUCCUGAGGAUGUUGGUAGAAAAUUCAUGGUUUCAUCUCCAGGGACACAGAUUGACUCAUUUCGUAAUAUUCGUAGACCGUCUCAGAAGGCUGUGCGUACUCUAUUUGUCAAUGGCAUUCCUCAGAAAACCAACAAGAAGGAGGCUCUGCUUUCUCAUUUUCAAAAAUUUGGAAGAGUUAUUGACACAUAUAUUCCAUCAAACAGUGAACGAGCUUUUGUUCAGUUUUCAAAAAGGGAAGAGGCGGAAGCUGCACUCAAGGCACCUGAUGCUGUAAUGGGUAACCGCUUUAUUAAGCUAUGGUGGGCUAAUCGUGACAACAUUCCUGAAGAUGGCAUGAGUGGUGGAAGUGAUGUAUUAUCCCUUGCAGUCACAGCUGCUCCUGUACCACCCAACCCAUUCAUCGCUAACAAAGGAAAAGAUGGUUUUCAAUCUGUGCCAAAGGGUAGUACAGUUCAUGCUUCAGAAACUUCUCUGCCUGCUUCUGAUCAACCUAAGCCUUUGGUAACAAACAGUCCCAAGGUUACACCUCCUUUACAGAAGAAGCUAGAGAGCUUGGAGCACUUGAAGGAGGAACUUCGCAAGAAGCAAGAACUGCUGGACCAGAAGCGUAACGACUUCCGGCGCCAGUUGGACAGACUUGCUAAACAGGCUACAGGAGUCAAAUUUGAUGUAGUGACUGAACAAGCUACUAAGAGACAAAAAGUGGGAAUUGUUGAUGACGUUGCAAAAGCUACUGCUCCAAGGCCGUCUGAUCCCAGUGCUGCGGCGACUUCUCCACUUGUUGAGAUGGCGGAUAAAAUUAAGAACAAAAUGGAGAAUGUUGUUUCCUCUUGUCCUGAGAAAAGUAUGGCCAUACUUGAGCAAGAGUCCACAAACUCAAAACACCAGAUUCUUCCAGUUGCAGCUGCUAGGACUCCUUUUCUGUUGAAUAGAUACAAGUUGGACAACCGGCCCACUGCAUUUAGAGUUAUUCCACCCUUGCCUUCUGCGUUUGCUAAUGUUGCUGUCUUGAAGGAACACUUCUCAUCAUACGGUCAUCUUUCUAUGGUGGAACUUGAAGAUGUGGAAGCCUUGGACAGUAGUGACAGUUCAGGGACAAAUAAGAAUUGCUCAGCUUGUAUAACAUUCAAGACACGCCAUUCAGCUGAGUUAGCAUAUCUAAAUGGUAAAUGCUGGCAAGGACACACAAUGCAAUUCAUGUGGCUAACAUCUUGUAAUUCUAGCAGAGACCCUACUGGCAGAGAAAAAUCUCCUUUGGCCCCCAAGUUUCAUGCAGAUUAUAAUUCUAAUCCAGCAGAAAAGCUAGUGUCCACAGUUUCCCUGGAAGCCACUGCAUCAGGAAAUGAAGAAACUGACAAUUCAGGUGGAAGAGAUGGUGUCCCCACCAUGGCGUCACAGGAAGUAUCCCAGCCUAGUCCAAAGGCAAUUUCCAGUGGUGAGGAGUCCCCUAAAGGCGAUGACUGUUGAUGGCUGAUUGUUGAUUUGUACAGUGAGGUAAAAAGUUAAGACCUAUUCAACUGUAAUUUUCUCACAUUUUGUCUUAGCAAUUGUUGAAAUUUAUUUUUCUCAAUAGUUUUUCAUGUAACGCAUGGAUAUGUAAAGCAGAAGGUAUCUGAAUUUUGACUUCCACCUGAGGAAAAUGGUUGGAGGCUCAAGUGGGAAAUUCUGUUGUCUUUCAACAUAGAUUCAUUCUAGGGACUGGAGGAACAAAGUUGAACAUUUUUUGUCGAAGUUACUUGAAUGUAAGCAAAAAUAGGGAUCUCUGAUUUCCCUCGACUUUGAGACGGAACCAUUCAUUGAUAUAUAUGAGAUAUGGCUUCAAAAUA